This is a messenger RNA of Ogataea haglerorum, 1131 nucleotides long. RefSeq lists its product as uncharacterized. Lineage: Eukaryota; Fungi; Ascomycota; Pichiomycetes; Pichiales; Pichiaceae. The record is from RefSeq and is a predicted model, not a curated record. The transcript has a single exon. Bases 1 to 1131 code for a protein of 376 amino acids.
AUGGCGGAGACAGGAGCUGCCCAGAGCGACGAACCGCAGCAGGCUGCUCCGCAGCCGGUUGGCACGCUUGCCUACCGGAGUCAGGUGGACAUAGACAUCGCGGAAGCUCUAGACGACCCAGAAACAAGGCGAAACACAGAGCUCAACUCUCUCAUAUACCAGCUAUCGCAGGACCAGGUCAACGAGCUCGACGCGCUCUCUUUGCGGACACAGACACCGGAGCGCGUGCUGCGGUCGCCGUCGCUGUCCCGACAAAACUCCGUCGACAGCUCGCUGCCCACGACGAAUUUGUCUAUCGACGAGAUCUCCGAUCUGCAGCCAAAAAGACCACCGUUGAAAGACACCGAAUCGUUCCAUCGCGGGAUCGCAUUCGAAAACAUGGGCAACAGCCAGCUCGACUACGAGAAAAUGCAGUUCAUUCUCACCGCGAAGCACAGGGACUUCCAUUUCGACAGAGUUUCGCGGACGUUUAUGUGUGGCUACGACGACAACGAGUGCUCGCUGCUUGCCUUGAAAUGGACGAUCGACGAAAUGGUGAAGGACGGCGACACGCUCGUGUGCCUGCGGGUGCUCUCGAAAGAAGACGCGGCGCGAGAUUACCAGCGAGACUACAAAAAGGAAGCAGAAAAGAUUUUGGAAGAGAUCGCGAGACUCAACUCCAAAGAUAAGAAAAUAAAAAUCGUGCUCGAGCUUAAGGUCGGGAAAGUGCCCGAGAUGAUCACAAAGGCCAUCACGGAGUACGACCCGGUGAUCCUGAUAGUGGGCACGCACGGAACUCAGAAAACAGGGUUCCACGCAAUCAUCGGCUCGAAGUCGAUGUCCAAAUACUGCUUGCAGUACGCCAAAGUCCCUGUCGUGGUGGUCGGCCCGUUGUACCACACGCAGAAACCGAAGCUGGACAUGAGCUCAGAAACUGUGUAUGCUGACGCGCUCCGCAACUUCCAGCACGGCCUCAAGCUCGCGGAAACAGAGACCCGCAAGCCGCGAUUCCAACGAGCCCUCAGGUCUGACUCCGUGCUGUCGCCCAUGCGAUCAAAGUCGAGCUUCUCGCCCGCACGGUCCGCGAGCCCCACCUUCUCCCCUUCCAGAGCGCUGAGCCCAUUUCGGCUAUUCCGAAAAAAUAGAGAAUAA